AUCCUCUUGUUUCCAUCAGCUGAUUGAAGCUAACAGGAUCCCGUAGUGACCUGAACACCGGGACAUGAUUCGGUCCCGGUCCAGAUGCUAACCGGUUAGCCUGUCAGCUAACAGGCUGCUAUAAAGCAGCGGAGCUCAGCCGGAGGCUAACGGGCUAACAAGCUAACUGACCGGAGAGAACCGAACCGAGCCGCUGCGGGAUGCGACAUGGCGUCGGUUCGGGUGGCUGUGCGGGUCAGACCCAUGAACAGACGAUCCCAGAUAACGUUGUUGGAGAUUCGAUGAGAGAAAGAAUCAAAUCCUUCACCUAUGAUUUCUCCUACGACUCCUCUGACUCUGUGAGCUCCGGCUUCGUCUCUCAGGAGAAGGGAGAGGCGGGUCUGAUCCCCAGGAUCUGUGAGGGUCUGUUCAGUCGGGUCUCUGAGGCCACUCGAUGGGACGAAGCUUCCUUCAGGACUGAAGUCAGCUACCUGGAGAUCUACAACGAGAGGGUGAGAGACCUGCUGAGGAGGAAGUCCUCCCACACCAACAACCUGAGGGUCCGGGAGCACCCUAAAGAUGGACCCUAUGUCGAAGGCGAAGUUUGACGCAGAGAUGCCGUGUGAGACGGUCAGUAAGAUCCACCUGGUGGACCUGGCAGGCAGCGAGCGGGCCGACGCCACCGGAGCCAGCGGCGUGCGUCUGAAGGAGGGAGGGAACAUCAACAAGUCUUUGGUCACUCUGGGGAACGUCAUCUCUGCUCUGGCGGACAUGACGCAGGACAGUGUGAACACCAACCUGAAGAAGAAGACUGUGUUCGUCCCGUACAGGGACUCGAUCCUGACGUGGCUCCUGAAGGACAGCCUGGGRGGAAACGCUAAGACCAUCAUGAUUGCCACCGUCUCCCCUGCCGAUGUGAACUACGGCGAGACGCUGAGCACGCUGCGCUACGCCAACCGAGCCAAGAACAUCAUCAACAAGCCCACCGUCAACGAGGACGCCAACGUGCGCCUGAUCAGAGAACUGCGCGCUGAGAUCGCCCGGCUCAAGGCCCUGCUGGUCCAGGGGAACCAGAUCGCUCUGCUGGACUCUCCCACCGCUCUCAGCAUGGAGGAGAAGCUGCAUCAGAACGAAGCCCGGGUUCUGGAGCUGACCAAGGAAUGGACCAACAAAUGGAACGAGACUCAGAACAUCCUGAAGGAGGAGACUCUGGCUCUGAGGAAGGAAGGCAUUGGCGUGGUCCUGGACUCUGAGCUGCCGCACCUCAUCGGCAUCGACGACGACCUCCUCAGCACCGGCAUCAUCCUGUACCACCUGAAGGAGGGACGGACGUUUGUGGGACGAGAGGACGCGUCCUCAGAGCAGGACAUCAUUCUUCAYGGUCUGGAUCUGGAGAGUGAGCACUGUGUCUUUGAGAACCAGGGUGGGACGGUGACUCUGGUGCCGCUCGGCACCGCUCAGUGUUCAGUUAACGGCCUUCAGGUGACGGCGCCAUCACAGCUCAACCAAGGUGCUGUUAUUCUGCUCGGUCGGACCAACAUGUUUCGCUUCAACCACCCCAAGGAGGCGGCCAGGCUGAGGGAGAAACGCAAGAGUGGCCUGCUGUCCACCUUCAGCCUGUCCAUGACGGACCUGUCCAAGUCCUGUGAGAACCUGUCCACAGUGAUGCUCUACAACCCGGGUCUCUUCAGUGAGAAGGGCCCCGUCUUCCUCAGGUUGGAGUUUGAGAGGCAGCAGAGAGAAGAGCUGGAGAAACUAGAGAUGAAAAGGAGGCUCAUCAAAGAGAUGGAGGCGAAGCAGCAGAGCGAGAAGGUGGAGCUAGAGCGCCUGCAGCAGGAGGUGGAGAGUCAGCGCAAGGAGUCUGAGGAGGUGCAGCAGCGAAUCCUGCGUCAGGAGGAGAGCCUCCUCCACCGCAGCCAGGACAUCGACAGCCGGCUCAGGGACUUCCUGGCUGAGAAGGAGCGCUUUGAGGAGGAGAGGCGCUCCGAGGGGGAGGGGGCGAAGCUCCAGCACAGGAGGCGCUGCAAGCAGGAGGAGGAGGACGAGGUGCGGCGGCAGCAGCAGGAGGCUGCGGAGCAGACUGAGAUCUACAGGGAGCUGGAGAAACUGAAGAAGGAGCGCACGGAGCAGAGGGUCCGCUUGGAGGCGGAGCGGCGCCGRCUGGAGGAGCAGGAGCGGGAGCAGCUAACUCUGGUGGGGAGGCUGGAGGAGCAGCUGAGGGAGAAACACCAGGCGGCCACUGCCCUGCUGACCCGGGAGGAGGCCCGCCGCCUGGAGGAGGAGCGCCRAGCUCUGACUGACAUCAGGGAGGAGCUCCUUAGUGCCAAGGAGGCGGCGGAGCGCCCGCAUGUGGAGGACACCAGCAGGGAGGUCGAGUCCGCCCAGAAGCACUACGUGAACUUUAAGGAGGCUCAGGUGAAGGAGCUGGGCCACCUGCAGGAGGAGCUCCGACAGCACAAGGAGUGCCUGGAGGAGGAGGUGGCUGCUGAGAGGAGCUCGCUGCUGCUCCUCGCUCACAGCCUGAAGGAGGUGCAGGACUCCUUGGCCUUCAGCCAGGAGGAGCAGAUGGUGAAGCAGGCAGAGCGCCGGCUGCACUUCAAGGAGCGCCAGCUCUCCAACAUGGCCGACAGCCUUCUCCCCGCUCUGAGGGAGGAGAAGCAGAGAGCCCAGGAGGUGCUGGAGCACCACGCCCACAACCUGCAGAGCAAGGCUCCUCCUGGGCUGGACAACACGCUGUUCCUGGUGGAGAAGGAGCUGGAGGACAAGGAGGAGAAGCUGCACCUCCUCUGGCACAGCGCCCAGCAGCUGCAGCAGCUCCAGGACUCCUACGAGUUCACGGCCAACGUGGCCCGGCAGGAGGACAAGGUCCGCAGGAAGGAGAAGGAGAUCCUGGAGUCCAAGGAGAGGCAGCAGCGGGAGGCCAUGGAGCAGGCUGUGGCCCGGCUGGAGAGGAGGCACUCUGCUCUGAGGCGCAGCGUCUCCCUGGAGCCGGACUCCGAGGAUCACAAGAGUCCAGCAGGCAGAACCUCCAGAACCGGAGCUCAUYUGGACCAGCAGAGGGUCCAGCAGGAGAUCCAGAAGCUGAGACAGAGGAUCAGCAAGGAGGACGAGGACAACCGGACCACCUCAGCCAGUCCAGAUGAGAAGACUGGUCCCAGCAGCCCCCCGGUCAGCCACAUCCAGAGUCUGAACCCCCUGCUGUCAGAGGACCGGAUCAACGCCUACAUCGAGGAGGAGGUCCAGCGCCGGCUGAGGAAGAUGAACCUGCUGAACGACAGCAACAUCAACCUGUCCCUGUCCUGCGAGUCCCUCAGAGAAGAGGAAAAACUGCAGAACAUGGAUCCAAGAAGACAGAAGUACCAGACUUCCUGCUGGUUUAACCUCCCGCCCUCCCUGGACUCUGAGACCCGGUCCUUUCCUGAUGUCCAGGAGAACGUGUUAGAAGAACCGGAGCCAGGGCUCCUCAGACCACUGGAGUCCUCAGCUGGACUCAUGAUCCAGAAGGAUCUGGAGAAAACCAGWUGGUGGAAAGACGUCMAUCUUCUCCUGGAACAAGAUGAAGUUUGUGGUUUGAACAGAGUUAACAAGAACAAAAGCAGAAGUGACUCCUGCUGGAUUUCUGACRAAGACGAAUCACAGCUGAAGAAGUUCUUCAAUGAAACAUGUGACCCAGAGCUGUCCAAGUCCCCGAGGGGGGAUGGCCUCAUCUGUGAGAGUCCAGAGGAAACAAGCAACCAGCUCAAUAUGUCAGGCACCAAGAACUUUGAGGUGAUCCUCAAUAAAAUACAGAAUCUGGAGAAAGAAGAGGGCAUGGCAUCUGUGAACAAGGGUGGAGUCUCCAAUGAAGAGGGCGUGGCAUCUGUAAACAAGGGCAUAGUCUCCAAUGAAGAGGGCAUGGCAUCUGUGAACAAGGGAGGAGUCUCCAAUGAAGAGGGCGUGGCAUCUGUGAACAAGGGUGGAGUCUCCAAUGAAGAGGGCGUGGCAUCUGUGAACAAUGGUGGAGUCUGCAGUGAAGAGGGCGGAGCCUCUGGAAUGUUGAAAUUGCAGAGCUUUAACAAUAAUGAAGAGUUGAUUCAAUCUGACUUGGAAGAAAAAAAAAUGAUGGAAAAUGAGAAGUUUGCAUUAAAGAAAAACCAAACAACCCUGGAGGAAGAAGAGUCUGGACCAUCUSAGGACCAGUCUGGACCGUUCGAAGACCAGACCAGGAAGUCCCUGAUGGGUGGAAAAGAUGGCAGUAAAGAGUUGAGGAUGACUGAAGCUCAGGUUGAAGACCAGCUUGAGGCCAAGGAAGCCAUGUCCAACAGGAGCUCUGUGUGGGGGUAUGUUGAAAAAGUCAAGAACCAAACACUCUACCCGUGGAGACCAGAGGUCCGAUCUGAGCAUUCCAGGUCACAAAGUUCUGUCUCUCAUCUUGGYUCUGAUCAGGACUCGGGGACUGUUAAAGGUCAUAUAAAAGAGAAGAAGACAGAGAAGGUUUCAGCUGACAGAACAUUUAUUUGGGACUAUGUCAGAAACAUCAAGAACCAUACGCUCUACCCGUGGAGAUCAGUGAACUUUGAAGGUUCCAGGGWCCAGUCCCCAAAGUCUCAGAUUUCUGCUGGUGUAGACCCCAGGAUACAGCAGGACUUCAAGUCCAUCACAGACCAGAUGAGACGAGACAAAGAUGAAGCAGCAGGAAGAGUUUCAGCCAGCAGGAGCUACGUUUGGGAGUAUUUUGAGAAAGUGAAGAACCAGAGUCUGAAUCCAUGGAGGGUCCAGGAUCUUGAACUGUCCAGGGACCCUUCAGCCAAACUUCAAAGCUGCAUCAGUGAUGACCUGAAAGACAAAAACAAUGACUCAGCAGAAAACRAGUCCACCAGCAGGAGCUACGUUUGGGAAUGCAUCCAAAAGGUCAGGAACCAAAAGAUCUACCCAUGGAGACCAGAGGACUCUGAAYAUCCCAGAGGUCAAUCAAUGGACCCACCAGUGUCCCAGAGUUCUGGUAAAUCCACCGAGCAGGACCUGAAGGAGGCCGGACUUCUGGAUUAUUUUGCCGGGAAGCUUUCUGAGGCGUACAAAGACAAACGAGCCAUCCUUCAAAGUGUCGGAGUGGACGAGAUGAAGUUUGUUGUGUCUCAGUACGUCUCCAUGGUGUUCAAAGAUCUGAUCCAUGCAGGACCAGAACCUCUCAGCAGCACAUGGCACAAAGUGCCUUUGGUGGAUUUGUCAGAGAACAGCUCCGUCGCUCCUCCUCAGGGUUCUAGUGUUUCCGUUGUUUCAGGAUUCUCAGAGUGGCCUGAGGGGUCCGUGUCUUCAGUCAGGACCACAAGUCCAGAAGAGUUCCAUCAGAGGCUGGUCCAGCUGCCACCACCUCUGUCUCAGCUGCAGAGUCUUUCAUGUCAGCAGAUUCUGGAACAAACGGACUCUCUGUUGCCUCAGAGAGCAGCUGGAAAGGUUCUGAGUGUGUUCUGGAUGAAAGCAGCCAGCUGGAAGCAGCCCCAUCCAAAACCAGCCUGUCUUCUUUUGUCUGWGAAGGAUCUGGUGGUGGUCUCAGCUGGACCAGAACCUGGUGACACCCUGACUCUGUUCCAUCACUUUGACCUUGUGGAGAUCAAAGAGGUCCAGGUCAGUUUGGCGGGGCAGCACGUCCGACUCCUCGGCUGCAGAGAAGAUUCAGUUUUAGCUGUCUUCACUCACAGCAAAGCUCUGACCCAGGAGUUCUGUAAGGUCCUCCUGAAGACCCGCUGUCCUCAGGAGGUCUCUGAGCUGACCGAGGCCCACCCCUUACUCUCACAGGACCUCAUGGACCUGUCUCUGGAUUGGACGUCCAACGUUCCUGACGUAGUGGUGGACAACGGUCUUCACAUCACUAACAGGUUCAAGCGGGUCCUUGCAGACCUGCUCUACAUGGUCCACGGGAACAUGGACGRUCCAGACAAGCCGUCCCUGGCUAACGUUUGUCCUCUGCUCUACACCAGCGUCAAAGUCAAGACCUCCACCCAGGACCACCAGGACACCAUUUUUCAGUUCCUCCUGACGGACACUCAUGUGGUUCUCCUCCAGGAGGACGGGGUCUUCCAUCCGGUGCCACGCGGGUCCAGUCUGGUCCCGGCCCAGCCUCAGUUUCACAGCCUCAGACUGCGGCGGCGUGCUGACAUCAGGUGUGUGCUGGUGAGGAAGGAGGAGCGGUGUCUGAGCACAGAGCUCAUCUUCACUACGUCAGGUCUGAAGAGGAGCCGGGGUCCUGCUGAAGGUCCYGCUGACUCCUGGAAACUGGGUUUCAGCUGCUCCUCAGAGGCCCAGGUCCUGAUCCAGCACCUGUGUGUCUGAACCCAGCAGCCUGUCCUGGAGCUGUUUUAAUGUGUAGGAUGUAAAUUCACUGUAAACAUUUUAAAAGAUUUUAACCUUUUUAAAAACGUCACUAAAGAAUAAUAAAACUGUAAUAAAUGUCUUUAAUUUUUCUCUUAUUGAUUUGUUUACUGAUGUCACUUUGUUUACAUGCUGGAAAAUGUUUUCAAAAUAAAACUCWAUGUUUUACGUUAAA
Molecule: messenger RNA, 6502 nt
Organism: Austrofundulus limnaeus
Lineage: Eukaryota; Metazoa; Chordata; Actinopteri; Cyprinodontiformes; Rivulidae
Product: kinesin-like protein KIF16B
Biological process (GO): microtubule-based movement
Molecular function (GO): ATP binding; microtubule binding; microtubule motor activity
Source: RefSeq, a predicted model, not a curated record